Plectropomus leopardus (leopard coralgrouper) is the source of this 960-nucleotide messenger RNA. RefSeq names its product olfactory receptor 52D1-like. Gene Ontology annotation, biological process: G protein-coupled receptor signaling pathway; detection of chemical stimulus involved in sensory perception of smell. Gene Ontology annotation, molecular function: odorant binding; G protein-coupled receptor activity; olfactory receptor activity. Lineage: Eukaryota; Metazoa; Chordata; Actinopteri; Perciformes; Serranidae. Gene Ontology annotation, cellular component: membrane. The record is from RefSeq and is a predicted model, not a curated record.
AUGAACACGACAGCACUAACAUUCACGAUGACUGCAUACGCCGUCAUGGAAAACAGCAAACACGGGCUGUUUGCUGUUUUCCUCCUGCUCUAUUGUGUUACAGUCAUUCUGAAUUCACUGCUCAUUACUGUCAUACACCAAAACAAAGACUUGCAUCAACCCAUGAAUGUCUUCACCUGCAUGUUAUCCAUCAAUGAAAUAUACGGCAGUUCUGCGUUGUUUCCUUCAGUGAUGGCUGUGCUUUUAUCUGACACACAUGAGAUACCUGUGAAUUGGUGUAAAGCUCAAGUCUAUUUCCUGCACACAUACGCAAGUGCUGAGUUUUGUAUUUUAGCCAUUAUGGGAUAUGACAGAUACGCUGCCAUCUGUCACCCGCUGCAAUACCACAGCAUCAUGUCUAAUGCAAAGACUUGCAAGCUUGUUGCAUUAGCAGGUCUGUACCCGCUCAUUGUGUUUGGAUGUUUUUACACACUAACCUUACAGCUGAGUUUCUGUGGCAAAGCGGUGCCAAAAUUAUACUGUGUGAACAUGGAACUAGUGAAAAAUGCAUGUUCAAGCACAUCAUACAUAAGUAUCACGGGACUUGUGCUUAUUAUGUUUUUGGUCAUGCCUCAGUUUAUGAUGGUGAUUUUCUCUUAUGCACAGAUUUUGAGAGAGUGCAGGAAAUUAUCAAGAGCAUCCCAAAGAAACGCUUUUAAAACAUGUGUCCCACAUUUAUUAUCUUUGCUGAACUACACUAUCGCUUCCUUUUUUGAAAUUAUACAAACCAGAUUUAAUAUGAGUCAUGUUCCUAUCAAGGCACGGAUCUUCCUGUCUUUAUACUUUGUCAUCAUUCCUCCUAUUACCAACCCAGUGAUGUAUGGACUGGGUACGCAAAUAGUAAGAGUUCACAUACUGAAACUGUUUGUUAGAUACAAGAUCCUGCCAACAAAUUUAGUAAAGAUAGUGACUGCAUCUUAA